Molecule: messenger RNA, 4311 nt
Organism: Planococcus citri (citrus mealybug)
Lineage: Eukaryota; Metazoa; Arthropoda; Insecta; Hemiptera; Pseudococcidae
Product: neuroligin-4, X-linked-like
Exons: 9
Coding region: 404-3874 (1156 amino acids)
Biological process (GO): chemical synaptic transmission; postsynaptic membrane assembly; synaptic vesicle endocytosis
Cellular component (GO): plasma membrane; synapse; postsynaptic membrane
Molecular function (GO): signaling receptor activity; neurexin family protein binding
Source: RefSeq, a predicted model, not a curated record
UCGAAAUACUCUCGAAUGUUGGUCGUUGCUUUGGUACGGGAGAGAUGCUGGUUAACGUGAUCGUAGUGCGUAUUUUUCUCUCUCUCUUUCUCUUUAGCUGACUAUACGAGUACGACGAUUCGGUGAUUCGGUGCUACCUUCGGCUCUAUUUUUAUCACGUUUUUGUCGCUCCCUGUUCGCCAGAUUCGCUGUGUGUUGGAAUUUCGUAGAUUCGAACGUGAAAUAGACGAAGCCGCAACGUGGACGAGUCGUUUCGGGUUGUGAAAUUUUUGAAAUUUUUCACCAGUGAUGCGACCCUACUCGCAGGAAUCGCAUGCGUUCGCGAGUACCAUCGCCGAUUAUGUGGGUUUUUCCGAUCGUCGUCGUCGUCGUCGUCGUGUAUAUUACGUUUCGAUAAUAUGAAAUGAAGGGUUUAUUUUACGCCGCGGUGAUCUUUCGAAUAGUAUCGUUGUACGUGGUGUCAUCGGCCGAGAAGGAAGACUGGUACACGGAGAUCAUCACUUUGAAGCAGGGUGAUAUACGAGGCCGCAUCAUUAAACCGAAACGUAACUCGUUUCUGGGCGAAGUCGAGGUGUUCCUUGGUAUUCCAUAUGCGGCCCCACCGGUGGCCAAUUUGAGAUUCAUGCCACCGACCGCUCCGCUCCAGUGGUCCGGUACGUUGGAUGCGUUCAACAUGAAGCCGGUUUGCCCUCAAAUGGUGCCAAAUUUGGAUAGCCAGGCUCAAAGGAAGAUGUCGCCGGAGCGGAAUAAUGCCAUCAAAAGGAUGAAACAGUUUUUGAAAAACGAGAGUGAAGACUGCCUUUAUAUGAAUAUUUAUAAGCCCAGACCUCAGAGUAGAGAAGAAUCGUCCAGUCAAAAUUACCCGGUGAUAUUAUUCAUUCACGGAGAAUCGUUCGAAUGGAACUCCGGUAAUUUAUACGACGGUUCAGUCAUAGCCAGUUUUGGAAAAGUGAUCUUCAUAACGAUUAAUUUCAGACUGGGAAUUUUCGGGUUCUUGAAAGAAGGAAUCAAGACGACACCUGGUCGUACGAAUUUCGGACUCUCGGACCAAAUAGCUGCGUUGCAGUGGAUCAAAGGUAACAUCGCCGAGUUCAAAGGUGAUCCUUCUAAUGUGACCGUGAUGGGCUUUGGAACCGGUGCCGCUUGCGUGAAUUUUCUUAUGCUCUCGCCAGUAGCAGAGGGUCUAUUUCAUCGUGCUAUUCUGAUGGGAGGCACAGCUCUGUCCGAAUGGGUUCUAACGGCUGUUCCACUUCAUUACAUUCAUUUGGGCGAAGAGUUGAAGUGCUCUACCGAAAAUAUGAUCAACUGUUUGCAAAGGAAACGAAAAGAUGAUAUUAUAUCUGCUUUCAAGUCCUCUCAGGCUUUACCAUUUGAAAACACUUUUACUCCUGUAGUCGACGAAGUGAUUGUUUUGCAGUCACCAGCACAGCAAAUGAAUCAUACUCUUUUUAGCAAGUAUGAUUUAUUAGCCGGUGUUUCGGAAAUAGAGAGCUAUUAUUUAUUAGAAGAUGAUUUUUUAAAACGCGGGUUAUUAUUGGACGAAGCUAGCAAGUUGAUCGAAACGUACACGAAAUUAAUUUACAAAAAAACCCCGGAUAUUGCCUUUGAAAAGACUGUUGAAAAAUAUCUCGGCCAUUUAGCCGAUAAAACGCCUAUACCUGUUAGAAAUUCAGUUCUGGAUGCUCUGAGUGAUAUGCUGGUUACUGCUCCGUUGCUUCAGACUGCGAGAUAUCACGGCAGGACUCCGAAGCAGACAUUUUUAUAUGUUUUUGGUCAUCAUACUACAUCGGAGAAUCAUAUCAAGGUUAAACGAACAAUUUCUGGAGAUGAUUUACCAUAUGCCCUCGGAGUACCCAUUGAUGGGCCGUUUAAUCAUUAUCAGUCCGAUUACAAUGCCGAUGAAGAACGUUUGUCUGAAACAAUGAUGAGAUAUUUUACGAAUUUUGCAAAAACUGGGAAUCCGAAUAUGCCAACAAGUUACGAUUUUUUAACAUUCUCAUCUCAUUUCGAGUUCAAGAAUCAUGCAGUGAGAUGGCCUCGUUUCACAUUGGAUAGGCAACCGUACAUGUAUUUAGGUCUAACGCCUCAAAUCCGGUACCAUUAUCGCGAAGAAUACGACAAAUUUUGGAAUCACGCCCUACCAAACGCGAUUAAAAACAUGAACGACGGUUUAAAGAAUAUAGACGCGGUAGAAAACGACGACGUGAAUUACCCCAUCAACGAUCCAGAUUUUACUUCUUCUCCAGAUCGUCAAACUACUCACAAAAUACCGUUCUCCUCAUCAGAAGCGGUCUCCGCCAAUCAGAACGUUGAAACUGCAUCUAUCACAGCUACAGUCUUGAUAAUACUCGGUGUAUUAUUUCUAUUAGUCAACGUGACCACUAUCGGUAUUAUUUUCUACCAAAGGGGUAAAUCAAAGGUACGAGAUAACCUGUUUCGGAAUCGGUUUCGUUGUAAGGCGAUCAGCGUCCCAGAUAUAUUCGAAGAGAACGCCAACGGCGAUAUUUACGCGAUAGCCGAAAGUCGUCAAAAAGAAGAGAGCGAAAUGAAAAAACCCAAAAGUAAGAAGAAUACGAGUACGUCUAAUUGCGACGAUAAAUACGACGCGAUCAGAGUAGCCAGCGUGAAUCCGGAGGCGAUCAGUGGUAAACGUCUGAAACGAUGGCCUCUAUCGAGACAGUGCAGUGGAAGCACUAUUGUGAUGGACUCGCAUUCUAAGGUCCGAGACUGGAUAGCGAACGAAAUAGUUAGCAAAUGUUCGCCUAGGUUUUUAAGGCGAAAAAAGAAACGAACACCGAACGAGGUGGAUUCAACGGUGGCGAAGGCGACCACUUCGAAAAGAGGCUCACAAGACAAGAGGAAAGUUUCCAUAGCGAUAGACGCUACUCCGGCGGCCAGAACGGGCAGUGUUUUGAAACAGAUCCCAAUCGAAGUUACCAAAUCUCUGGACGAUGGUAAGAAUCCGUUAACGAGUCAGAUGAGGCCAUCAACGUCGAUGAUGUGCAUUCCUAAAAAACCCUCGUUCCUUCGCUCGUACGCUUUCUCGUCCGAAGACAGCGACGAAUACUAUAAUCGUACAGGAACUCAUAAGAGUUCGGCUCAUAUACGUCUAAGAACGCCGGAAUUCUUACUAGACGUUUUGCCGGCUGUAGCUCAUCAUGCUCAUUCCAAAUCCGACGCUUCGCCGGAGCUGCAGGUGGAGGUGGAUUCUCGUGAGUUGCUCUAUACGCCGGUUAACAAGCAAGCUAAAAGACUGAAGAGUUUCGUCGAUUCGUCCAAAAAUACCAGUAUUAACGAUAGCGUAGAAUCUACGUCGCAUUACGAAGAUAUUAACAUAUUAUCGUUGCACGAAGACUUAAACUCGUCUUGUUAUCUAGCUCACGAUCAAUUAUCCAACAUCAAGAGGCGAAAUUACCCAAAGGUUUUGCCCGAUUUCCCCGACAACGAGAGGAAAAACUCGAAAAGGUUGUCUCUACCUUCGAUUAACUUCGAUCCGAAAGGAGCAGAUUUCUCGAAGCAUAGAUCGAGAAUACCUCCUGCUCCUCCUCCUCGAUUAUCAUCGACAUUAGGACGGAAAUCUAGCUUGGAUUCGGAUAAACAAUUCUCUCAUAUCACGGUCCAGCUAAAAAAACCCGAACCGGUUAUCUUAGAGGAGAAAUCAGCCGAUAUAAUACAGACUGAAAGUAGCCAAGUUCCUAGUUCUGAUUAUCCCUCGGAUCAGAAUGAAAAACCUUCGCAAAUACCUCGUUACAAAUCCGACUCUACGAAGCCUGCCAAAGAUGUACGAUCGGUUACAACGAGUACCACAGGCAUACCUAAACUUGUUCCUUAUUCUAAGUCGAAAAAUGGCAAAACUCAAGAUGAAAAAGUAUGAAAAAUGCUUACGCGGUUAUUUUUACUCGUAUAUAGUGAUGUUAUUUGCAGCUCAAUAGGAGCUCAAAUAUCUGUAGAUGUACGAAAGAUGAUAUCAAUCUGUUCGUACGUUUAACUUUCAUUCGGGAAUAAUAAGCCUACGUUCAAUUUUAACUGUUCAAAUUCACGUAACCAAAAAAAAUUCUCCAAUUUGUAGUUCUUUUGUUGUGAUCCCUUUUAUUGACGAGCUAAUUAUUAUUUUUUUAUUCGUAAAUCGUAAACGCGAACUGAUUCAUGUUUGUAAACUAUUUUUCGUGUUUUUAUAAGUUCGAAGUAUUACGCUUGAUAACUUUUAUACCUACUAAAUUAUACGAUUAAAAUUUAAAAUGCAUUUUAAAUAAGUGUUUAAUGUUAGAUUUUUUCCAGUUGAUUUUUUUUAAAAUAAAUUUUUUGUACGAA